AUGACCGCUUUCAAUACUCUUACUGCUAUUCUUACGCAAAACAAACUUGAGGGUCUGAAUUAUGUUGAUUGGAAACGAAACUUGGAAAUUGUCCUAAUUGCCGAAGAGUACAAAUUUGUGCUCGAUGAGUCAAUGGAGUCUGCUUAUGACAUUCUGGAAAAUCUCAAAGAAAUGUUUGGAGAUCAGAAUCGUACGGCUAAGCAGAUUACCAUGAAAGCUCUUCUAAAUACCAAAAUGGUUGAAGGUUCAUCGGUUAGGGACCAUGUUCUGAAGAUGAUGAGUCUUCUGAAUGAACUGGAGUUCCUUGGAGCUAACAUUGAUAAGGAUACGCAGGUUGAAAUGAUCCUGCAGACUCUGCCUGACAGUUUCAGCAAUUUCGCCUGA
Nicotiana attenuata is the source of this 384-nucleotide messenger RNA. RefSeq lists its product as uncharacterized. The record is from RefSeq and is a predicted model, not a curated record. Bases 1 to 384 code for a protein of 127 amino acids. Lineage: Eukaryota; Viridiplantae; Streptophyta; Magnoliopsida; Solanales; Solanaceae. The transcript has 2 exons.